AAGUUUCGAUAUGGGUCAUGGUGAAACGUUUCUCGGUAUGCCGAUUGCUCUCGCGUAUCUACCUUUGGAAAUCUGGAGCGACCACGUAAUCGUGGCAAUUGAUGAAACCGGUAUAGCCAUCUAUUGAUACGUUGUUCCGUUUUUGGACGAGACAAUUGCAUUUUUGUUUCUUCCUUACUUUCCAUUUUUCUAACAAUGAUUGCUUCGCGACUACGCACGCACGCACGCACGCAUGCGCAUCCGAAGUCAUUUAUGUUUUCUCAGUAAGCAAUAAACUUGACCUAUAGGAAAAGGAAAGUGAAAAGGACAGUGACCGUUUUUGGAAUAGCAUUUUGAAACAAUACCUUAUGAAUAAAUACAAAAUUAUAAUUCGAAAAUUAAUCGAGAUAACUAUCGAAUAUCGCACGUUCUCCUAGAAGUCAGUAAUUCUCGGAUAAGAAUCUGGAUCAAGAGGUAGUAUAGCCUUGGCGUAUAACCUUGCUCCGUGAACUUCGUCAUGGUCGAAAGUACAAUGGGUACUUGUCCGUGAUCAAAGAAGCGAAGAAGUUGAUAUACAUGGCCCGUUAAGAUUGGAUCGUACGCUCGAUCACUUUCUCCGACCGAUGGCCUGCUUGCCUGAUGAGGGCAAGCGGAGCGGAGAGGAAGAAAGGAAGGAAGGAAGGAAAAAAGAAGGAAUACAGAAAAAACAAAUGGAUAGAUUAAAAAAAAAUUGAAAGCAGGUGAACGAAGAGAAAAGAAAAAAGCAAAAGGAGGGAGAGUUCGACUACCGCGACGACGAUCAACACAAACAUGGGCAGAGUCAGCCCCACCGCGUUUCCAAUCGCCACAACUUUCCGCUUUGGCUCCUUCCUUCUGUCCCCAAGGGAGGAUACGCGCCUAUAUAACUACGGCGUUCCACUGAUUGAACGAAGUAAACCACGUUUUCCAGCGCCUAGGGAAGAAGAGAACGUGUAGCCCGAGUCCAACGGGCGGCACUCCAACAAAUAUGAGGAUUCGCCCGGGAUGCGCGACUGCACUAGUAGUGCUACUGCAAAUCUUUCUUGUGGCGGGCAAGGCUUUGGAGCAAAUACAGCAAAUACAACUACAAGUGCAACAGCAACAGCAACCGCAGCAAGUUCCGUACGGUACAGCGGCUGAAAAACGAUUGGCCGAUUGGAACGGAGAUGCCGGAGGAGACUACGGUAGUAGUUUAGGUGUUGGAGAUUACGGUGGAGGUUUCGGAGGUGGUGGCGAUAACCUUGGUGGAGCCAUAGAAGAGCACCACGCGCAAGAGCAUCACGACGAUCAUCACGAUGAUCAUCAUGAUCAUGGUUAUUGGAAAAAGAAAUUGACUUGGAAAGUAGGCUGGAAGAAAAUAUGGAAACCGGCUCAAAAACAAAUUUGGAAACCUGCGUGGAAAAAGAUUUGGAAGCCUGUUUGGGAGCCGACUAAGAAGGCCGUUUGGAAGGAAAUUCAAGUACCGGCGUGGAAAAAAAUUUGGAAGCCUGUCUGGAAAGAGAUACAGGUGCCAGUGUGGAAAGAAAUUCAGGUACCUGCGUGGAAAAAAAUCUGGAAACCAAUAUGGGUACCUAUCAAAGUUCCAGCUUGGAAAGAAAUUCAAGUACCCGAGUGGAAGAAAAUUUGGAAACCCGUGUGGAAGGAAAUACAAGUGCCAGGUUGGAAAGAAAUUCAAGUGCCGGCUUGGAAGAAACUUUGGAUACCGGAAUGGGUAAAAAUUGGUAUACCGGGUGAACAUUAUCACGGUAAGGACCAUCACGGCUGGGAAUAUACCAGUCACGAUUUGUGGAAGAAAAAACUGAUCUGGAAGCCGGUAUGGAAAAAAUAUUGGAAACCGGCAAAGAAACAAAUAUGGAUACCGGAUAAGAAACUCGAGUGGAAGGAAGCGUGGAAGCAGAUCUGGCGACCUGCUAAGAAACAAAUCUGGGUUGAAGACAAGAAGUUGGCGUGGAAAGAAGAAUGGAAACAGAUAUGGAAGCCAGACAAAAAGUUGAUUUGGGUGCCGGACAAGAAGUUGGAGUGGAAGGAAGCUUGGAAACAGAUUUGGAAAACGGAGAAAAAGCUCGAAUGGAUUCCAGACAAAAAAUUAGCUUGGAAGGAAGCGUGGAAGCAGAUUUGGGUGCCGGCUUGGAAAGAGAUUUGGGUACCCGCGUGGAAGAAGAUUUGGAAACCGGUAUGGAUAUCGGAGUGGUUCCCCAGCGAGGAUCACCACCAUCCUCAUCAUCAUCAUCAGGGAUGGUCCGAUCGAAAGGACGAUCGGGAACAGAACUCGCAAGUGAUCCCGCUAAAUCCCCAGUUUGCAGGAAAUCAAAAUAAAGGGAAUCAGCAACAGCUAGUCGAAACAAACCAAGUUAGAUGGAGCCCCUCCAUCCAAGGGGGUAGAACGUCCUCAUUGGCGGAAAGCUUGCUACCUCCGCCGGUUCCAACGUCCAAUCAAAACGGCGCGUCUUCCAACAUUACCUUUCGCACUCGUUAAUUCGCGUCGAAGGGACU
Molecule: messenger RNA, 2490 nt
Organism: Polistes canadensis
Lineage: Eukaryota; Metazoa; Arthropoda; Insecta; Hymenoptera; Vespidae
Exons: 4
Coding region: 986-2473 (495 amino acids)
Source: RefSeq, a predicted model, not a curated record